AUGCAGUACCCAAGUGGCAUGCAACCUCGAUGGGGAGUAGAGGCUACACCUGAGCUCGAAACUUUCAGGUGGAUCAAACUCCUGUUAGACCCAGACUUGGAGUCAACAGAUUUCCGGGACGAGGAAUUGGAGAGGGUUUCGGGACAACGAAUCAUGCGGCUGCCAGCCGGAAAGUCGGCCGUGCGUGUCGUUGCCGACUACCUCAGCGGGAUCCGUAACCACCUGGAGCAGUCGUACAUUUUUAGUCAACCAAACAUCAAAAAGGCGUACUGGUUUUCCAUUCCGGCGGGCUGGUCCAACGAUGCCCAAGUGCGGAUGAGUGAGGCUAUCCACUUGGCCGGGUUUGGUCAAAAACCGAAUGAGGAAGUUUGCCUUGUUACUGAAAGCGAGGCGUCCGCGAUAUCCAUCCUAGGGGCAUCUGGGGAACGAAGAAAGUCCGGAAGCACAUUUUGCGUGUGCGAUGUGGGCGGGGGCACGGUUGACAUCGCCUGCUAUAUGAUCACGGAUGUAACUGCAACAUCGUAUUCACUCACCGAACUGAGCAGUGCCAUAGGCCCCAAGUCUGGGAGUACCAUCAUUGACAGAGAGUUCUUGAAGCUCAUGAGGCAUCGCUUCAACGCCUCCUUCAUAAAUCCGUUCAACGACGACAAUUCUGAUCGCAGAGAAAGACUCAUGAACGAAUUCAAAAAAAGAAAGGAAGAGUUCACUGGAGAUGGAAGUAACCAUCGUCUUAGAUUCCGGAUGGAAUGCUUUACGUCGCAAUGGUAUGACUCAACGGCAGGUCAUAUAAUCUUGUCCGACAGCGAUAUGCGGGCAUUUUUUGACACCGUUGUCGGCCAAGUCUUCCAUCAUGUGAACGAACAGGUGGACAAAGCCACUCGUGGUCACUUCAAGAUCGAUGAGUUGUUGAUGACUGGGGGGCUGAUGCGCUCUAAAUUUGCGCGGGAGGCAUUUUCGGAGGGUGAACUAUCUGCAUCACUCGGUGCUGCGCGAAAGGGCCUGAGCGGCAUCGUCACGAAGAACCAGACAUGUAACAAGAGUUACUUCAUCGAAUGCUCAGGAUUACGGGAGGAACCCGGAAUAUGUCUGCAAGCUUUCAUUGAUGAGCUCGAUGCUCCCGCUAAGCCCCAACAGAUUUUGGUCAAGGGCCAUGUCUACGAGGAAGAUAGACCCUACAAGACUGUAUUCCAUCUUUAUAGUCGCCCGGGGGAGCCCCCUGUCAAAACGUUCUUUCUGAAGAUGAGCGAUGGCCAAAAUUCGCGCGUACUGGCCCGGUUGACCUGCAAUUUGUCUGACAUACCCGCCGACGAACGCGCCCUACAACCUGCUGCUGCAGGCGGUGUAUACUCGCAUCAAUGCAUCUCUGUGACUGCGACAUUUCGUGUGAAGGGGUACCUGGAAAUCAAAGUGCAUACUAAAUGUAAGGUGUUGGCCCAAAAAAUGGUUCCUAGAAUAUGGAGUGAGCGUGCGGGUAAUUGA
Molecule: messenger RNA, 1479 nt
Organism: Aspergillus tubingensis
Lineage: Eukaryota; Fungi; Ascomycota; Eurotiomycetes; Eurotiales; Aspergillaceae
Product: Hsp70 family protein
Exons: 8
Coding region: 1-1479 (492 amino acids)
Source: RefSeq, a predicted model, not a curated record